This is a messenger RNA of Asparagus officinalis (garden asparagus), 3572 nucleotides long. Its product is annotated as protein IQ-DOMAIN 14-like. NCBI's taxonomy places the organism in Eukaryota, Viridiplantae, Streptophyta, Magnoliopsida, Asparagales, Asparagaceae. The coding region runs from base 1970 to 3208 and encodes 412 amino acids. The record is from RefSeq and is a predicted model, not a curated record. The transcript has 4 exons. Gene Ontology annotation, molecular function: protein binding.
UCCCAUCCUCCUCCCUCUCCACUCUCACCGCUGACUUGCUCCCCUUCUACUCUUCUGCCAUCGGCCCAACACCGGCAACCUCCCUCCUUCUCUCCUCUUCCUCUCAUCUCCUCUCAAAUUAGAAUGGAGUGUAUAAUAGGAAUUUCAGAAAAAAUUUUAACAGAAAAUACCAAAAAGUAUGACGGUGCAAACAUGUAAGCAAAUAUACAUGGUUUUAAUCAAAAUAAUAAUAAUAAAGAUGGUAAGUAUCAAUUUAGAUGAAAGUUAAGAUGGUUUUCAUGUAAAAAAAAACCCUGAGAAUUUUGUCUUCUGUACAUAUUUUUCCAACAAAAGCCUAAAUAAUUCGUAUAGCUGUAAAAGUAAAGAGAGGUUUAUUAUCUCAUUGGAUACGCUAAAAGAUAAGGAAGCAACCUCCCCUCCAUCCUAACACAUGGCCAGUACAAACUAUGCAACAGCACGUGACUCGCCAACUUAUUACCAGUAACCUUCCUUUCAUUUUCUCAAUAAAGAACCGGAGCCAAACGACAGACGAUAGCUGUACUUUACUAUAUAUUUGAUGGAGGAUGCUAGUAGCAUGAUCUCCCUACAAUGCCUAAGCUCAACCCCCUUUUAAAUGCAAACGCGGCAGACUAAGAGGUAAAUCUUUUCUCACUGCCGUUGGAGGCUGUAUCCAACUUUUUCUUGUGUGUGUAGCCAACUCAUUAUCCAAUAGGAGGAGAACACCUCACUUGUCCCCUCUAUUGGUCCCAUAUUUUGGGUCACUGUAGCAAAGCUCAUUCUCCAGUUCAACUUUCCCCGGGAUGAGCAUAGCUUGGAAACAUCAUGGAACUCCAGCUAUUCUUAAUUACAUACAUUCGAAAUCUAAACAAACGCAAAACACUUGUUUAGCAACCGCGGCUACUUGCUCAGAAGAUUUAUUAACUACACAACAUCGACAGAAUACGCAUCAAAAAGAAGGGGGAGAAGAGGAAGAACACAAGGAAAGAUUACAAAACAAAACAGACUCGCAUAGGUUCCUGAGCAGAAGGUGUCAAAGUUACGGAUUUUGCUAAAUCGAGAUCGCAACGGGUCAGAGCCUCAAGCAACAGAAACAAAAAUACCCCUACGAGAUAGGGUACAAAAACUUGAAUCCAAUAACUAAUUCAAUGUACCACCACCCUUCAUAGCCUGAACUAGAUGUAUUAAUUGAAGAUGGCUUAGGAUCAAGAUCCAAAAGGAAGUUCAAAAAGGUUCAGGAUAUAAACAUGGGUCCAAACAGUAGCAAUUGUUUAGAUUUAGACCCACCUUUUUUACACGACACCCUAGCAUAACAAAGAAAGUAUUCCCUCAUGCAUCCUUGCACGUUUAAGGCUUUUCUUCUGCACAUGGCCUCUGGCCCAUUUCAUUAAUCUUAACCUGUAAGCUUCCAAGCAUAACCCUGCCCUACUUCCCAAGGAAUACCCCAAUGGAUCAAUCUUGCACAAGGCAGGCAAUAAACAACGAAUACAGCAGAUCAUCCAAUGAAUAGGGAAUUGGGUCAAUUGCUGAAGAUUUAUAAGGGUAAGUUUCACAGACUCCCCAAUGCUUUGGGAUGUUCCCCACAGUACCCCCAAUACCCUGUUUUCCCACUUAAACCUCAAAGCUUUUCUCAAUUAACCCCCAACACUCCAAGGUGUCUCAGAUAGCCCCUCAAUAUUUUUUUUAACUUUUCCCACUUAACCCCCCCAAAAUUCCAAAGCUCCAGAGUGCCUUAGAUAACAACUACUUCAGUAAGAGAUGGGGUUUGUCUGCGAUAGUUGGGGGUUAAGUGGGAGAAGUUAAAAGCAUGGGGAGGUUAUGUGAGACACCAAGGAGUUUUGGGGCUUAACUGGGAAAAGCAAAGUAUUUGGGGUAUUGCGGGAAAAAUCGGUAGUGUUGGGGGCUGUUGUGGAAGUUACUCGAUUUAUAAGAGGAAGAGCUAAAAUUCUUAGGAGUAAGUUUCGGAUGAGCAAUGAGGAAGACAGGCAAAUGGUUCAAAAGCUUUCUUACCAGAAAGAAGGAGAAAGAGAGAGAUAAUCAGUCAGGCCCCGCACCGGUGCCAAACACGAAGGAGAAGAAGCGAUGGAGCUUCUGGAGGUCUGUGGCAGGUGGAAAAGAGUUGACUACAGUGGAGCCAAGUGUAAAUGCGCCGGUCGCCACGAAUGGGGUUUCAGAGUCCGAGGUUGAACAGAAAAGGCAUGAUGCGGUGGUCAGGCUGACGGCUGUAGGCAAUGGUGGUAGAACGAGCAGGGAUGUGGAGGAGGAUGCUGCUAUCAAGAUCCAGGCUUAUUUUCGAUCUUAUCUGGCAAGGAAAGCUCUAUGUGCACUGAAAGGACUAGUGAAGCUGCAAGCAUUGAUAAGGGGGCACCUGGUCAGGAGUCAAGCCACCGAAACUCUCCGUAGAAUGCAGGCUUUGGUCAGGGUUCAAACCAGAGUUCGAGCACAGCAGUUACAAAUGGCAGAGGAAGCCCGAACCAUCUCACAGCAGCUGCCAAAUUACAUAAGAUCACCACAGCAUCCUAGAUUCCAGCAAUCAUAUGGGAUGGAGACAAAUGCAGCGGAGAACAUCAGAAUAGUGGAGAUGGAUCUCGCGGAACCAAGAAGUAGCUUCAAGAGCAGGAAUAGCUAUUCCAAUCCCCAAUCCAGAAGAAUAAUAAACCACAGACACUCUGUAUACUAUUAUGAUGAGCGAACACCUUCCAAGUCAGACAUCCAACCACAGUACUCACCGUCAUCAUCAGCCUUAACGGAUAUAAGCCCAAAAGCUCGAAGCGGCCAUUUCGAAGAAUUCUCCUUUGCAACAACUCAAACCAGCCCCCAAUACUUUUCAGCGAUCUCAAUGCCCGAUGCAACCCAGGAUUCCAUUGACUAUCCCUUAUUUCGUAGUUACAUGGCCAACACACAGUCUUCGAGAGCAAAGGCACGGUCUCAGAGUGUCCCAAAGCAAAGACUUGACCCCUUUGAGCGACAAGCAAGCCGAAGGAGACCAUCAGUUGAGGGAAGGAAUAUUCCAAGAGGAGUUACAAUGCAACGAUCUUCUUCUCAAGUGGGUCUGAUACCAAAUGGAUAUAAGUUUCCAUGGCAUCUCAAGCUUGAUAGAUCCAACAUGUCUCUUAAAGAUAGUGAAUGUGGUUCAACCAGCACUGUACUAACCAACACCAACUAUUGCAGAUCUCCAGCAGCAUAUGAGGCAUAUGGGAGUAAGUACUGAGCCACAUGUAAUAACAGCAAAAGUAGAUGAAAAUUAGAGACAAUAAAUAAAGCUUCUGGAUAUUGAUACCUGCAAUUGACUGCAGAAAAAAAUUUCCAGUAUCUAGGAUGUGGUGAUCUCAUCAACAGCCUCAUCCAUUCAAGGUUUCAGGACCUGUGUCAUUUCUGCUUGCACUGUUCAGAUUCUUGUUGAUUGUCUAUAUUUGUAACUCUUUAACUGAGCAACCGUGGAUUGCUUACACCAGCAUACCCUUUUAAUUUCUAGCUUUUGUAACCUCAAAGAAUUAUUGGAUUUGUUUACAUUAGUUCCGCUUGUAAAUGAUUUAACAUAAGGAUGGCAGGCAGUAAAACAUUUAAAAGAUUCA